Messenger RNA from Lingula anatina, 787 nucleotides. Its product is annotated as small ribosomal subunit protein eS8. Gene Ontology annotation, cellular component: ribosome. Lineage: Eukaryota; Metazoa; Brachiopoda; Lingulata; Lingulida; Lingulidae. Gene Ontology annotation, molecular function: structural constituent of ribosome. The record is from RefSeq and is a predicted model, not a curated record. Gene Ontology annotation, biological process: translation.
UUGUGCCCGCGUGCAAACAGCUCUUCUCGCGAGAUUUCUCGAUAGCUGACCUUUUCACGUUAGCUGCCAUAAUGGGUAUUUCCCGAGACAAAUGGCAUAAGAGGAGGUCCACGGGUGGGCGUAUGAUCCCACUCCGUAAGAAGAGGAAGUUUGAGUUGGGAAGACCCCCUGCACACACCAAGCUCGGAGGCAAGCGUAUCCACACUGUGCGAACACGUGGUGGUAACAAAAAGUUCAGAGCUCUAAGGCUGGACACUGGCAACUUCUCCUGGGGCUCUGAAGCCAUCACAAGGAAAACUAGGAUAAUUGACGUGCUCUACAAUGCCUCUAACAAUGAGUUGGUCCGUACCAAGACCCUCGUCAAGAGCGCCAUCGUCCAGAUCGAUGCCACGCCCCUAAGACAGUGGUACGAGGCACAUUACUGUGCCCCUCUUGGUCGCAAGAAGGGAGUGAAACUGUCAGAGCAAGAAGAGGCAGCUUUGAACAAGAAACGCUCCAAGAAGACCCAGAAGAAGUACGAUGAGAGGAAGAAAGUGGCCAAAGUAGAGCAGGCCUUGGAAGAACAGUUUAUGACUGGGAGAGUCAUGGCUGCGAUCUCUUCACGUCCUGGCCAGUGUGGCAGAUGUGAUGGCUACGUUCUGGAAGGAAAAGAACUGGAAUUCUAUUUGAGAAAGAUCAAGCAGAAGAAGGGCAAAUAGACUGAAAAAUAAUGACCAACCAAUUUCAUUCUGUAAAAACUUGAGAGAAAAGGAAGAAUAUGUAUUAUGAAUAAAAAAUGUGAACUGAG